AAUGUAAUUACGUAUUGGUUAGUUUAUAACCAAUUUAAAUUUGAUAGUGUCAAGUGAUUUUUUGUGUUUAAAUAAUUUGAUAUAGUAAAUAAUAAUGAUGCAAGAAAAUUCACGCGUAUCUCCACGAGUUUUUACUGCAAUACAAAAUGUAGACAUACCAGUAUUAGCUAUGUGUUCUCAUAAGGAGAUUCGACCAAUUUUACCAUGUCUGGUACGAAUGAGUCUUAUUUCUCCUUUAGACGUAACGAAAGAAUGUGUAGAACAAAGGAAACAAGUUUUAACAAUUUUGUCUGGAAUAGAAUCAGUAAAUUCAAUAAUUGCACUGCUUUCGAUUGAUUUUCAUGCAUUAGAAACUGAUGUUCGCAAAGAACAACAAUUAAGGCAAAAGAUGGGAAGUUUACAGCGAGAUAGUGUGCUUACUCAGUCAUUACAAAGUGGCCUUGCUUUAGAAUUUGAGCGCAGCGAGUCUACUAGAAGAAUAAGAUUAGUACUAAGCGAACUAUUAUACAUAGCUUCUCAAGUACAAGAGCAACAGAAGAACCAGGAAUUCCACAUUAAACAGUCUGAUUUGUUUGACAAUGCAGUAUACAUGGAAGAAAUUAGCUAUGUGAUUUGUGUUGCUCUAUCAGAAUUACCUACAGUGUUGUCAAUAUUGGACAUUACAGAAACAUUAUUACAUGUUAAACAUGGCCCAGAAAUAAUUUGUUGGAUUGUUGCUAAUAUACCUGAUAGUUUCUCUGAAGUUUGUGCACAUCUAAUUGCAAAUGGAGAAAGACAAGAAGAAUCAGCAUUAGGUAGAAUCCGGACAAUGGCUUUGACAAUGUUGUGUCAAAUGAAUCCCAGUCAAGCAUUAGCAGUUCGAGCCAAGUGUGUUGAACUCUGCAGAAUGCCUGCUUUAGCAAUAACGUUAAGUUUAGAACAUGAAAACAUAAAUAACACAAUAUCAGAAAGUGAUGUAGUUGCCUUUGUUUCUGGAUUAUUACUUGGGAGUGAUCAACAAGUAAGAACAUGGAUUGCAAUGUUCAUUAGAAAUGGUCAAAAACGUAAAUGGGAAUCUCAUACAGCAUUGCAAUCCUUAAGGGAAGAAUUACUUAAACGAUUACAAGCAAUCACCUCACAAAAUGCAGGUCAACUCCCAGAAAGUCAAGUUGUUCAAGCUAGCGCAUUAUUACGUCUUUAUUGUGCAUUAAGAGGCAUUGGAGGUAUUAAAUUUCAGGAUGAUGAAGUUACAAUGAUUGUACAGUUGUUAACAUCUCAUCCUCCUCCUUCACCAGCUGGAGUGAGAUUUGUUUCUUUGGGUCUCUGCAUGCUUAUUGCAUGUUCUUCAUUAAUAGGUCAUCACAAUCUUGAAAAACGAAGUAUAGAAUGGGUACAGUGGCUUGUUCGCGAAGAAGCUUAUUUUGAAAGUGCUAGUGGUGUAACAGCAAGUUUUGGAGAAAUGUUACUUUUAAUGGCAAUACAUUUUCAUAGCAAUCAAUUAUCAGCUAUUUGUGAACUUGUUUGUGCAACUUUAGGUAUGAAAAUACCAAUUAGACCAAACAAUUUGACUAGAAUGAAACAAAUUUUUAUGCAAGAAAUAUUUACGGAGCAGGUAGUUACUGCUCAUGCUGUAAAAGUGCCAGUAACAGCUAAUUUAAACGCAAACAUCCCAGGAUUUUUACCUGUACAUUGUAUUCAUCAAUUAUUAAAGUCACGAGCAUUUGCUAAACAUCGUGUACCAAUAAAAAAUUGGAUUUACAAGCAAAUUUGUAACAGUGUGCCACCAUUGCAUCCAGUUCUACCUGCAUUAGUUGAAGUAUAUGUUAAUUCAAUUUUAGUUAUAAACAAUAAAACAUCAGAACAUACUAAUAAACCAAUUACAGAAGAUGAAAUUAGAAGAGUAUUUCAGAAUAGUGUCUUUGGUGCAAAUUUUGACUUUAAGAAGAAUAAUAGUAUUCCUCAAAGUGAUAUGGAUAGUACAGAUAUUGAUAUUCCGAAACCCUCUCUUACAUCACAACUAUUAUUAUUGUAUUAUUUACUAUUGUAUGAAGAUGUCAGAUUAUCUAACAUGCACACUUUUAUAUCACAAGAUAGAAAAGUUAAAUCAUAUUCAACAGAAUUUUUAUCAGAAUUGCCAAUUAAGUAUCUACUUCAGUUGGUUCAAAGAGAUCAAAUGAAUUAUGCUGGAUUAUUUUCCCCUCUUCUUAGACUGUUGGCAACUCAUUUUCCGCACCUGUCAUUAGUAGAUGAUUGGCUUGAUAAUGAAGUAAUUAAUAUAGAUUCCACAAUUACAAAUUAUGAAGAUGUAAAAGUUACUGAUAUCAUGAUUAUCGAAACAUUUUCACAUAUUCAAACAUGUCCUUCAAGAACAGGAAGACUUUUAAGACAAUUAAUGUCUAUGAAACCUACAGAUAUUUGGCCACAUGCUGAAGUCAUAAUUCAUUAUUUUAAAGCAACUUUGAGUCCGAGAGUUCCUAGAUAUAUUCAAGAAUUAUACAAACAAGUAUGGCUUAGGCUUAACACAGUUUUACCCAGAUGUUUAUGGGUUUUAUCAAUAAAUGCAUUGUUAAUAGAGAAUUCUUUAGUGAAAAAUGUUUUCUUAACACAAGAAAAUAUUGUAUUAGAUCCAUUACAAGUAUUGAGGUGUGAUACAAGAGUUUUUAGAUGUGCUCCAAUUUUAUCGGUCAUUUUAAGAAUUUUACAAGCUGCGUUAGCAGCUUCUCGAUCUCAGUUAUCUCGACAUAUACAAGAUAAACCAUUAACUGAGAAAGUUGGUCAACUGUCAAGUGAAACUGAAAGGGAAGAUCUAAGAACUGCUUUAGUCGCAGGUCAAGAAAGUGCGGCUGUUCAAAUAUUAUUAGAAGCAUGUUUAGAAACAGAAGAAGAUAGAGAAACACCUGGACAAAUGUGGUCAUUAAGAGAAAUUCAAAGCAUUAUCUGCUCAUAUUUACAUCAAGUUUUCAUAGCAGAUCCAUCUUUAGCUAAAUUGGUUCAUUUUCAAGGAUAUCCAAGAGAAUUAUUACCCAUUACGGUUACUGGUAUUCCAUCAAUGCACAUUUGUCUUGACUGGAUUCCUGAAUUAUUGUCACAGCCAGAACCAGAAAAACAAAUCUUUGCUGUAGAUUUGGCUUCACAUCUUGCAAUUCAAUAUGCUCUACCAAAAGCUUUAAGCGUUUCUCGUUUAGCAAUUAAUACUUUAAUAACCCUUUUGGGAGUAUUGUCUGCAAAAGACAGAGUAAUAUUAUUUAUGCCAGUACUACCAGCAUUGACCCGUAUAUGUUUAGCUUUUCCACCACUAGCUGAAGAUACAACUGGUUUAUUGUUACAACUUGGUAGAGUUAAUUCUGCACAAGCAGCACUAGGGGAUAAAUCUGCAGAUAUUUUAUGUCAAGAAGUUAAUGAAACUUUUUGUAUGUUAUUACAAAAAGCUAUAUUACAAUCUCAAGUAUACUGAAAUACUAUCUUAGUUUUAUAUUAAUGAUAAACUAAAUGUUUUGUACAAUCCUGUCACAAUGAAACAUAAGUUACUUUAACUGUAUAAAUGCUGAAUUUCUUAAUUUCGAUAUGUAUACAACUACAAUAUUAAGAUGUUUUGUAAUAUAUUUAGAAUUAAAUUAGUAUAAUAAUAAGCAAUUUUGUAUAAUCGUUCUACUGAAUAGUUAUAAAAAAAAGGGGAGGGAAAGAGGAGAUUGAAGGUAAAAUGAAUAUUAUUUAUUGAGCUAAGAAAAAUAUUACUACAUUAUUAUAUCAUGUACUAUAAAAUAAUAGAAAAUUUAUGACUGAUUGUUAUUAAAUUAAGUGCCUCUUGUUAAUGUAUUUAUUUUCUGUAUAAACUGUUAAGUUGAUUAUAUUUAGCAUUUUAUGAAUAAGACU
Messenger RNA from Megachile rotundata (alfalfa leafcutting bee), 3852 nucleotides. It is a transcript of the gene IntS2, whose product is annotated as integrator complex subunit 2. Lineage: Eukaryota; Metazoa; Arthropoda; Insecta; Hymenoptera; Megachilidae. Gene Ontology annotation, cellular component: integrator complex. Gene Ontology annotation, biological process: snRNA 3'-end processing. The record is from RefSeq and is a predicted model, not a curated record.